UCGUGACUCAACGAGAAGGAAACAGAGAGCAUAACUUUUAAACUCAGCCGAUUUUUUUUUUUCAAAUUUUUCACCUUUUCCUCUUACAAAAGCCAUCUUCUUUUACCUUUAUAACGUUAUCUAAAGAAACCAGUUUCCCAAAGUUUCGAAUUUUUGGUUUUUGAAAAAAAUAAUGGAGAGUUUAGUGAAGAGCUGCGCAGGGAUCGAGAAGAAAAGAAGCAGUUUGACUCACUCGGUUGUGGAAGAUGUAGUAACAACAGAGUCAAAGGAGAGAAGCACUACGAGCUGGGAGAGCUCCUCCUCCUCUUCCUCCGGCGGCACCACCGUCGCUUCGUCUUCUCCGCCACCUCCGUCGCAGAUUCUUGGUUGGCCUAUUAGAAAAGCUUCAUUUCGAAAGAAUUCUAAGGAGAAUGUUAAAUUAGAUCAUAAAACAUCGACCCUUCACGAUGAUUCUGGUUUUAAAGAGAAAGAGAUGACUAUUACAGAUGUGGAUAUGAUGAAGGAGAGAUUUGCAAAGUUAUUGCUUGGUGAAGAUAUGUCAGGUUCUGGUAAAGGCGUGUGUACGGCUUUAGCCAUCUCCAACGCUAUCACUAAUCUCUGUGCUACUAUUUUUGGGCAACUAUGGAGAUUAGAGCCGCUUCCGAGGGAAAAGAAGGAGAUGUGGAGAAGAGAAAUGGAGUGGUUACUUAGUGUUAGUGAUCACAUCGUUGAGUUAACACCUUCUACACAAACUUACCAAGACGGCAAAAAGUUUGAGGUCAUGACUUUUCGACCAAGAUUUGAUCUUUUCAUCAACCUCCCUGCUCUUCGUAAACUAGACAAUAUGCUUCUCGAUAUAUUGGCGAGUUUCAAGAAAACCGAGUUCUGGUACGUUGAUCAAGGGAUUGUAGCUUCGGAAAACGAUGGCUCAGCUUCUUUCCGCAGAAAGAUUCAGCGUCAAGAGGAGAAAUGGUGGUUGCCUGUCCCUCGUUUAGCACCUAAUGGUCUUACUGAAGAAGCAAGAACAGAAUUGAAUCACAAGAGGGAAUGUGCAACGCAGAUACUUAAAGCUGCAAUGGCAAUCAACAGCCUUGUUUUAACCGAAAUGGACGUUCCUGAUUCAUACCUUGAAACCCUUCCAAAGAACGGUAGAUCCUGCCUUGGGGAUGUUAUUUACAAGUACAUAACAUCUGAGAAGUUUUCUGCUGAGUGUCUACUUGACUGUCUUGAUCUGUCCUCUGAGCAUAUAGCUCUUGAUAUUGCAAACCGUGUGGAAGCUUCGAUAUAUGUCUGGCGCAGAAGAGUAGAAACAAAACUUGGAGUCAACAACAGUAACAAUACUUCAGGCUCUACUACUCCGAGGUUAUCAUGGGAUAUAGUCAAAGAACGUAUGGCUGCUGGUGACAAAAGGGGAUUACUUGUGGAGAGAUCUGAAACUCUCUUACGUUGCUUGAAACAGCGGUUUCCAUCUCUAACUCAGACUUCUCUAGACAUUAGCAAGAUUCAAUGGAACAAGGAUAUUGGGAAAUCAAUCCUAGAAAGCUACUCGAGGACAGUUGAGAGCUUAGCAUCAAACAUCGUAGCACGAAUUGAUGAUUUACUCUACGUGGAUGACUUAACAAAACAAUCAGAGUCUUCCAGUCUGUUGUCAAAUCCAACGGUCAGCAGCAUUAUAGCUAACAAGAAAGUAGUACCAAUCCCUUAUCUAAUAUCAGCAUCAGGAACUCCAUACAGAACAAGCUUCUCAACAACACCAGGCUUCUCACCUUCAUUGAUUAGCCCCAAGAAAGUAGAGAGGAGGACACCUUACUCCAGCAAGGACAUCAACAAAGUCAGUGAGAAAGGUGGUCUUCCUUCUCGAGGAUUUGGAGUAAGAAGAGUCUUGAACAAUUAUCUUGGCAUGGAAUCAAAACUGAAAAUAUGCGUUAGUCCUUCAGAUAAUUCAGAUACAGCUGUGAUGAACCAAAUCAGCAAAGAAGGUGAAGAAGAGAAGAAAAGAAACUCCACAUCAGUACAUCAAAAAGGUCCUCCAAAGUACACCGUCUCUUAAGACCUUUUAACAACUCAAUAGAGACGAGUGUAUAAUAACAGAUGCAGACAUGGAUUUGAUUUGUUUGAUAUUAUUAUUACUUGUACUGUGUUUAUCUUAUUUCCAAUGGUAAAGUGUCUACU
Messenger RNA from Camelina sativa (false flax), 2151 nucleotides. Its product is annotated as rop guanine nucleotide exchange factor 5-like. NCBI's taxonomy places the organism in Eukaryota, Viridiplantae, Streptophyta, Magnoliopsida, Brassicales, Brassicaceae. The record is from RefSeq and is a predicted model, not a curated record. Gene Ontology annotation, molecular function: guanyl-nucleotide exchange factor activity.